Labrus bergylta (ballan wrasse) is the source of this 1485-nucleotide messenger RNA. RefSeq names its product UDP-glucuronosyltransferase 1A5-like. Gene Ontology annotation, molecular function: UDP-glycosyltransferase activity. The record is from RefSeq and is a predicted model, not a curated record. Lineage: Eukaryota; Metazoa; Chordata; Actinopteri; Labriformes; Labridae.
AGCCACUGGAUCAACAUGAAGGUCCUGCUGGUAGAGCUCCAUGCCUGGGGACACAACCUGACAGUGAUCAGAGCCUCAAACAGCUGGUACAUUGAAGAAAAGUCUCCCCUCUAUACAUCCAUUAGCCUCACAAUGGAAGAGAGCAUGGAGAAUUAUUUUGAUGAUUUUGUAAAGGAGAAUAUAAAGGUGCAGAGAGAGGGGGCAUCGUCACUUACUGUCUUCAAACUCAUCAAGAAUUUCAAUUCCAUGGUUCUGGAAGUGCAUAAAUUGUGGGUUAAUAUGACUGCUAAACUCUUUGAUGAUGAAAAAUUGGUCAAAAGCUUACAUGAUGCCAAAUAUGAUCUUGUUCUAACUGACCCAGGUGUGGGGACGGGAGUCUUUUUAGCCAAGUAUCUGAAACUGCCCUUGGUGCUCAAUGUUCGCUGGAUCACUUCAGGGGAGGGCCACUUUGCGAUUGCCCCCUCACCCCUCUCCUACAUCCCAGCGCCAGGAUCAGGCUUAACAGACAAAAUGAACUUCAUCCAGAGGGUCAAGAACAUACUGUUCCAGAGUGUUAUUGAAUACCAGCAAAGAUUUGUGUUGGGGCCAGCAUAUAAUACCCUCUGUGAUAAAUACAUUGAGGGGGAAUGCAAUAUCAUGUCACUUCUCCAGGAAGCAGACAUUUGGCUGUUCAGGUCAGAUUUUGUGUUUGACUUUCCUCGACCCACGAUGCCAAACGUGGUCUACAUAGGAGGGUUCCAGGGAAAACCAGCUCAGCCUCUGCCAGCAGACCUGGAGGAGUUUGUUCAGAGUGCCGGGGAGCACGGAGUGAUCAUCAUGACUUUGGGAACUUUGGUUAAUGCUUUGCCUGAAGACCUUGCUGAUGAAAUCGCUAGCGUCUUUGCCAAGAUGUCCCAGAAGGUGAUAUGGAAGCACAAAGGGAAACGACCCUCUACUUUGGGGAACAACACCCUAAUAGUGGACUGGAUGCCCCAGAAGGACCUCCUGGGACACCCACAGACCAAAGCCUUUGUAGCUCACGGAGGUACCAACGGAGUCCAGGAGGCCAUUUACCACGGGGUCCCUGUGCUCGGCAUACCGCUGUUCUUUGACCAGUUUGACAAUCUGCUACGCCUGCAGGAGAGAGGAGCUGGAAAGAUCCUUGAGCUAGCUCAUGCCAACAGACGCAGUUUUGAGCAAGCCAUCAAUGAAGUGCUCCAUCAGGACAGCUACAGACAGAACAUUCAAAGGAUGUCGCGUCUGCACAGAGAUCAGCCGAUAGCACCCAUGGAUCAGGCCGUGUUCUGGGUGGAGUAUGUGAUACGCCAUAAAGGGGCUCCUCACCUUCGUACAGAGGCCUAUAAGAUGCCCUGGUACUCAUACUACUCUUUAGAUGUACUGCUGGUAUUGAUGACGGCAGCAACUGUGCUGCUGCUCUCUACUUUUGCAGUUUUCAGGUUCCUAUGCUGCAGACAAAGAAGAAAGUCCAAAACCAAACAACACUGA